ACAAGAACAGUUGAUUUGCAUACAAAUCAUUGAUUUAGAAAAUCAAAAACUAGAGUUUUGGUUUCGACAGAAGUGUGGGUGAAUAAAGUGCACACGAUAAAAACGAAAUUUGUACUUCACAAUUUACUUCAAUCACUGAAGAAGCUUCAUUGUUAUAAUCGAAUAUAUAAAUUUUUAAAAUGUCUGAGUUUAAAGAAUUUUUGAUUUUAAAUUCUGAUGAUCGUACUCAAAUUGACAAAUCUACCUAUAUUAAGAAACCAGAAAUAGUGGAUAUUAUGAUGCGCAUCUCCUUCAAUUCCGACUAUAUAACUCCACCGAAUUUAAAAUAUUUCAAGGAACCGAAAGUUCCAUUAAAUCUUAACGAGGGAUUUGAAACAUAUAUUUUUCGAAACCAAAAUUUCUACAAAAAGCCGAUGAAACAAAUUGAGAAGUACGUUUUGGAUAAUGGCAUAACGGUGUUAAAUACAGCACAUCAAGGAAAUACGCAAAUCUGCUGUCGUCGAUCGGUUCUGGAUGCAAUAAUGAAAACACCAUACUUAUAUGGCAAAAGUUUUGAAUGGACUAUUUAUGCAACAAAGUUUGACAAUGUUAUAUACCUAACCAAUCACGACACAUAUAAACAAUUUCGCCGCGUGACUGAUUCACAUCAUUUCAAGUUCAGGCAGUUUUGUCUAUCAGAUGCACCAAAAAAAGCAAUUGUGUCCGAUACACCAAUCGACGAAAAUAUUCAAACAUAUUGCAUUUAUCGAACCACUUUAAAAAGUUUUGAUUUGAUAUAUUCAGCGGAAGUUGUAGGGAUUAUAUCAGACACGGAAGUUAAAGACUUAAAAAAUAUGACGGAGCUUAAUGCUUGUCGCUUUAUAUGGAUGCGACUUACAACACCUUAUGGACCGACUAAAGAAAAGUACCUGCAUUGGUGGUUGCAAUGUUAUUUGGCAAAUGUAUCCACAAUGUAUGUAGGAUGCAAAACAAGACAUGGCAUUAUUAAUGAAAAGCCAAAUUGGGUGAAUCCAUAUAAAAUUGCUAAAUCAAAUUCAUGGAACAUAAACGUUGGUACUACAUUUUUGGAAAAAUUCUUAAGAAAUAUUAAGGAAAAGAUGUCUUCAGUUGAUUGCCCAUACACAGUAUAUGAAUUUCGAUUAGAGGGUGCCAAUAACUUAAUCAAGUAUAAAGUACAUAAUGGCAAAUCAAACUUUUCUUUCUUAACUGAACGAUAUAUUAACGAAUUUCUUUGCCAAAAAUUGGAGAAAACAUUAUAAGAUAAUUAUUGAUUAAUAUAUAAACAAAGUAGAAAUUAAUUACAAAUAAUAUUUCAUAUUGUAAAAGACGAAAAUUUUGUUAUAAUCAUCCAGCUCCAACAGUCAUGUAUUUAAUUAGCAUAAUAACCAAAAAAUUUAAGAUACUUUAUUAAAAUUGAAGCAGCAUCCGCUCAAGCUGAUAAGAAAAUCUGAUAAUGAAGCAACACAUAGAAAAUUCCUCCUUUUUUCUGCUAUUGUAAAACUCAAUGGAUUUCAAAAUCAGUAGGAAAUUUUUCGAUUAAUCGCAUGUAAAAGUUAAUCCGUGUAAUUACUUUUAACUACAGGAAUGGAUUCAUCCAUUCUCUUAACGGUUUUGCAACAAUAGCAAGUGACACAUAAUGACCACUUAGGCUUCACGGCAUGGUUCGAUAUUCAAACCUGCAUAUUCCACAAAUGAACAACAGCUCAAUGCGGUAACUGCAAUUAUUCAGACUGCAAAACUGCGACUGCCAAUAUGAUUUGAAGCAGCAGUAAUGAACGAUAAUGUCAAAAAGAUAUUGUGGUCUCUGCUUUUAAGGCAGACCAAAAAUUAUUUGAUGUCCGAAAAAUUCUUCAUGGAACAUUACAAGCCGUUAAAAAUUUUCACACGAUUUUUUAUUGUUAAUAGCAGCAGAGAUUAAACGUCACGAUUAGUUACAACUUUUUUAUUUGACACGGAACAUUGCACUUUGGCUACUGUUUUCUGCUAACAGUUCAUCACUGACAGGUUGGUAAGACCGAUUCAUCUCAGGUCUUCUGAUCAUUUUGAGUUAAGCGGCUUCAUAAUUGAUUGUAGCAGCGACAAACAAUAAAUCGACACUUUGAGAAAUGUUAACAAUUAACCAAAAGUUAAGAUUUUCUAAGUUAGUAACGAUUAUUGAGCAGCAUAUUUGUCUAUAA
Molecule: messenger RNA, 2177 nt
Organism: Teleopsis dalmanni
Lineage: Eukaryota; Metazoa; Arthropoda; Insecta; Diptera; Diopsidae
Product: decapping nuclease DXO homolog
Exons: 4
Coding region: 180-1259 (359 amino acids)
Biological process (GO): NAD-cap decapping; nuclear-transcribed mRNA catabolic process
Cellular component (GO): nucleus; cytosol
Molecular function (GO): mRNA 5'-diphosphatase activity
Source: RefSeq, a predicted model, not a curated record